UUUAGGCACAAUUAUCAACACUUUUCAAGGCGCGACAUGAUGGGGCAUAAAAACUUAGCAGACACGCCCACCGCCGCCCACUAUAUAAGACCAACGCCAAGGUCUGACCACAAACAGUUUCUAUUCGAAAUUUUCUCUGUAAAGUUCCCCAAAAAGUAAAAACUUAAAUGGAAACGGUGAAGGACAAUACAGCCAGGACCUUUAUGGAAUUGAUGAGAGUGCCAGUACAGUUUUACAGAACGAUUGGAGAGGAUAUCUACGCUCAUAGAUCCACGAAUCCACUGAAAUCGCUUCUCUUCAAGAUCUAUCUAUAUGCGGGAUUCAUAAAUUUUAAUCUGUUGGUGAUCGGCGAACUGGUAUUCUUCUACAACUCGAUUCAGGACUUUGAAACCAUUAGAUUGGCCAUUGCCGUGGCUCCAUGUAUCGGAUUUUCUCUGGUUGCUGAUUUUAAGCAAGCUGCCAUGAUUAGAGGCAAGAAAACACUAAUUAUGCUACUCGAUGAUUUGGAGGAUAUGCAUCCGAAAACCCUGGCAAGGCAGAAGGAAUACAAAUUGGCGAACUUUGAAAAGACCAUGAAACGUGUGAUCAAUAUAUUCACCUUCCUCUGCCUGGCCUAUACGACUACGUUCUCAUUUUAUCCGGCCAUCAAGGCCUCCGUGAAAUUUAAUUUCUUGGGCUACGACACCUUUGAUCGAAAUUUUGGUUUCCUCAUCUGGUUUCCCUUCAAUGCCACGAAAAAUAAUUUGAUAUACUGGAUCGUGUACUGGGAU
This is a messenger RNA of Drosophila mauritiana, 770 nucleotides long. RefSeq names its product odorant receptor 67c-like. Gene Ontology annotation, biological process: sensory perception of smell. Gene Ontology annotation, cellular component: membrane. The transcript has a single exon. Lineage: Eukaryota; Metazoa; Arthropoda; Insecta; Diptera; Drosophilidae. The annotation marks the transcript as partial. Gene Ontology annotation, molecular function: odorant binding; olfactory receptor activity. The record is from RefSeq and is a predicted model, not a curated record.